CAAGAUAUCUGAUUCGAUUUGGGAGCGAACCAGUUCAUGGGAUGCAGGUAUCUCCCAAAACCAGCAUGUGAAAAUCCGCCUCCUGUUCUCCUGCGUUAAGCAACCCCGCCUCCCCUCAAUGGCACAAUCCAUCAUCCUCCGUUCUCUCCUCCGCAAAAAUCUCCAAAACCUUCUUCCACUUUCAACCGCGCUAUCAAAAACCCUGGCAAAACCCUCGAACCCUCCCCUCGUCAACAACCCCAAUCCCAUGAUCCUCACUCCCUCCUUACUCCGCUCAUUCUCCCAUCACUCCGAUCCCAGUCGCAACCCCAAACCCCAAAACGAGAAGAAUAGCAAGAAGCAGAAGAAGAAACCCACAAAGAAAUCGUCAAUCGAUUUCACGAAGAUCGACCCUGCUCUCCUCCCCACUGUCAUCAUCGUCGGCCGCCCCAAUGUCGGCAAGUCCGCCCUUUUCAAUCGAUUGAUAGGGAGGAGGGAAGCUCUUGUGUAUAACACACCAGACGAUCAUGUGACUCGGGACAUUAGAGAGGGGAUUGCGAAGCUCGGGGAUUUGAGGUUUAGGGUUUUGGACUCGGCCGGUCUGGAGACUGAGGCUACGUCGGGGACUAUUCUUAGAAGGACGACGGAGAUGACUGCGAGGGUUCUCGCACAGGCACAAUUUUCCAUCUUUUUGGUUGAUGUCAGGGAUGGAUUACAACCUCUUGAUUAUGAUGUUGGGAAGUGGAUGAGGAAACAUGCAUCUGGACUUCAUACUAUUGUGGCUAUGAAUAAAUCUGAAUCACUUGCUGAGCGAGGACUUCUUUAUGCAGAGGCAGGGGAAGCAUAUAGCUUAGGUUUUGGAGAUCCAAUUGCCAUAUCUGCAGAGACAGGAAUGGGUAUGGUAGAGCUUUAUGAGACGCUCCAACCACUGUUAGAAGAAUAUGUGCGCCAACUACCAAAAGAAGAGCAACAACAAGAUGAUAUCGUCUCAGAGACUGAGGAGAUUGACGAGACAAAGUUGCCUUUGCAGCUGGCAAUUGUAGGGCGUCCCAAUGUGGGGAAGUCUACACUACUUAAUACAUUGUUACAAGAAGAAAGAGUUCUUGUUGGACCCGAAGCUGGCUUGACAAGGGACUCGGUUAGAGCCCAGUUUAAAUUUGAAGACCGCACAAUAUAUUUGGUGGACACUGCCGGUUGGUUACAAAGGGCAGGGCAGGAGAAAGGACCAGGAUCCUUGAGUGUAGUGCAGUCAAGAAAAAGCCUUAUGAGGGCUCAUGUUAUAGCCUUGGUUCUUGAUGCAGAAGAGAUUGCUAGAGCCAAUAAAAGCAUGAAACAUGCAGAAGUGGUAAUAGCUCGCCAAGCAAUUGAAGAGGGUCGUGGCCUGGUUGUGAUUGUCAAUAAGAUGGAUCUACUUAGAGGAAGACAAAAUUCUGCAUUGUAUGAAAAGGUCAUCGAGGCUGUUCCAAAAGAAGUCCAAAGUGUUAACCCGCAGGUCACUGAAAUACCGGUUGUGUUUAUUUCAGCUUUGGAAGGAAAAGGACGUAUGGCUGUUAUGAACCAGGUUAUUGAUACAUACAAAAAGUGGUGUCUAAGACUAUCAACAGCACGCCUUAACCGAUGGUUGCGCAAGGUUAUGAGCAGGCACUCCUGGAAAGAUCUAGCAACCCAACCAAGGAUCAAGUACUUCACACAAGUGAAAGCUCGACCUCCAACAUUCAUUGCUUUUUUAAGCGGGAAGGCGCAACUUUCAGAUUCCGAUAUGAGAUUCUUAACAAAAUCCCUAACAGAAGAUUUCGAUUUGGGUGGGAUUCCAAUUCGUAUAAUGCAGCGAUCUGUCCCUAAAAAGACGGCACCAGGAAGCAAGAGCAGUAGAAGCUUGCCACUUUCUAAGAGCAAUAAGAGAGGGAGGUCAGAUAAAAGGGCUCGAUCAUCAGAACUCGCUUCGACUUAAUUUUUCGGUUUUAUUUAUUAUAUUAUAUGAACACAAGUUACCUGACAGCAAGUCUGGAAGAAGGGAGUCACUCUUUUGACUCUAGGCGCAUACUUUCGAGUCACGCUUUUGACUCUAGGCGCAUAUUUUCGUCAUGGAAUCUUGAUUCAAUCCUACAGUUUUCAAGUGCAUUAUGAGGAAGAUAAUGAAACUGUUGAGGGAAAAAGUUUGGCUCGAAGGAUCCACGAAAAGCUUGAUAAGCAAGGAAACAUGGGGUUCUUUUUGGAUAUACAAGUUGUAAGUGUCUAACUAAUCUCUAUGGUUAUUGUGGUUAGAAUGUAAUGAACUCAUUAUUUUGUGUUUUUCUGAAAAUGUGUUGUUUAAGUCUUAUGAAGUAUGUUCAUUUGGAAAACAUAAUUUUGAACUGUGCUUCAGAGAGAAAAUUUAGAAUCUCUUAUUAAGGUGAAA
This is a messenger RNA of Asparagus officinalis (garden asparagus), 2377 nucleotides long. Its product is annotated as GTPase Der. The coding region runs from base 119 to 1930 and encodes 603 amino acids. NCBI's taxonomy places the organism in Eukaryota, Viridiplantae, Streptophyta, Magnoliopsida, Asparagales, Asparagaceae. The record is from RefSeq and is a predicted model, not a curated record. Gene Ontology annotation, molecular function: GTP binding. The transcript has 8 exons.